GGCAAAGAGGCUUUCAGCGGGGACAGGAGGACAGUCUCCGUUUCAAUGGAAUAAAAACUGCGCAAUUUCUUUAAGGAGCGCUUGGCCGGAUCGCGGGGGGACCAUUCCGCCGCGCGAGACGGAUGUUAGUUGCUUUCGGGCGCUUCGGGAAUCCGCGGCCGCUGCAACGCUCGCUUCCAGAUUUUUACCAGAUGGUGUUCAUGGGAGGAGAGAGGGAAAAGGAGAGAGAGCCGUGCAACCAUCCAGAAAGGCGCGAUGACUGUGCAGAGAUGCGGGAUCAGGGAUGAGUGCGUCCGUCAUGCCUUGCCCAUGGGCGAAGCACACCCCCCCCCCUCCCCAGCUCGGGCUGCGAUCUUUUUCUGCGUGUGUCGACGUUUGCACCCGGACUCGUUUCUAGACGUCCACCGGGCUUCGGUGUUUUUUGGAGGGGAGAGGGCUGCGUCAUUCCCGGCGGGAGACGGAGAUGGACCGCUGUGCACAUUUCCCCACUAUUACACAGGUCCAACACGGCACCUCGCGGCACCUCCCCGGCACGUUUCCGAUCGCACACAGGAGAAUGGGAAUAAGCACCAUGGCCCAUUAUCGCCGCGCUGCGUUUGAGGGACCACCUGCGCCUGAUUGAGUCCAUAAGUGAAACGCCGGCAUGUCCGAGAAAUAGGAAGUCACAGCCUGGGAAUGGAUGUGACUGGCACUCCAUCACUGAUGGUGACAAGACAAUAUCUGGGCCGUCUAAUUAUUCUGUCCGUACACACCCAGUGUGUGUGAUCACAAGUGGCAGACAGUAGCAGUGAAACGGGAGGCGGGAGGCUUCCAGGCAGAUGGAAUCAGACACAGUCAAGAUGGAGAUAAGUCGAUCCAGGGAUGGGGCGAGGGAGUGAAAGAGAUGCCACAACAAGGAGGAAGCGCCAGAGGGGAGAGGAGGCAUGGAGGGGGUUGAGUCGAGGGAGCAGGGGCCCCGGAUGGAGAGCAGGAUAUAGGAGCGUGACUGGGUCCGACCUUAGGGGGAGAAGGAGGAGGAGGGAGCUGCUCUCGCUGCUCGGUUUAAAGGGAAAAUACACGGCUCAUCCAAAGCUGGGAGCGCAGGCAGGAAGGGAAGCAGGCGGCGGUGGGAUUCUGCUGAGCUGGCGGACGCUCCGACCAACAGUCCCUGUUUUGGAUCUUACUCCGCGGAGCGAACCCUCUCCCUGCGCGCGACCGGAGCCCGGCCACGGACAAGUCAUGAAGGCCUGCUGAGGAGCCUGCCUACAUUACCCAUGAUCACCAGGGCCGAGGAGACCCCAGAGAGAUGAUUGGCAGCCGAAGCUCAGACUUAACACGACUGUGAAAACAAUACGUUGGUGCUACUCUGAAAGCCAAUAGGCUUUUGGGUUCUUGGUGCUGAAAACAGGAGUCGUACAGUGCGGACACAUUCACCGUUUGAAGUGAGGCCCUAUCUGUGCUGCAGUGGAGGGCUUCACAGAUACAGCUAGUCUGGCUGGAUGCAUAACGCAGUAGAGCAGUUUGGCAGGCGUGGCACACGGGAUUCCUUCCCUCUGGACGGACUCAGCCGGGGGUCAUGGACUCCCGUGGGCGACCACACCUGGCAGCCACAUAGCAGGUGUAUGCUCGGAAUGAACCAACACCAGCUCCCUCCCCAUCUACCUCCAGCUCCUAUAGGUGGACUGAACCAUCAUAGCAAAUAUUUCAGUAAUGGGCCUAUGAGAGGAGCUGAGAAGCUUGAGGUCUCACAGUCAUUGUUACCAGGCCUCCAGAGAGAGCAGCAAAGACCUCCUCCUCAUCAUCCUCACCAUCUUCAUCCUCCACCCCCACACAGAGCAUGGGAGCUGUAUGAAUCCCACCUCCCUCCUCAAGGACACCCUGUCGUGCCUCUCACCAAUGAGCACUCACUCCGCCUCCAUAAUGGAGGAUAUGCAGGUGGUGGCGGACCCCCCCACGGCCGACAUCUACCCCACAGCAGGCCGAACCAACUGCUGAAGUUUGGGGGUCCUCAGGAGCAACCUGUCCCUCGGGGCCCACCAUUGCUGGGAGAUGAAAUGUGGGCUCAGCUGCACCAGAGGGGCUACCCAGGGAAGUUGCUAGGGGGUCAACUCAAGAGGCCAGGCCCUCCUCUUGGAGAGCACUCUGUUAUCCAGCACACUCCACCAUCCCUGCACUCGCUGUCCCGCCCUCCCAAUGCCGAGGACUGUCCUAGUCCCAGCAAGAGGAAAAAGAGUUCGGAGCAGCGAUGCUCUGGUCAAUCAACGUUGUCUCAGCAGCAGUCAGCUGUUCACCACCCCCCUCCGAAGCCCACCUUCUGGAGCCCCCUUCACAAGGAAAGUAACACUCCCUGGCAGCCCCACACCCCUGAGCGCAAGAACCCACAGUCCCAGGAGUUCCAGGAACCCAACGUACAGGGAAUGGCUAACUACAGCCAGAAGUCCUCUUCUGCCCCCUUCUCCCCUGCAAACCUUUCUCCUCCAUCAAACUCAUCUCCAAGGGGCUACAAGCAGAAUUGUGCUCCAAACCUUCAGAAAGAUACAUACAAACCUCAGGCUGUAAACCAUCGGUCCCCUCACUCCUCCUACCCCAGCCCCAAAGUGGGGCCAGCUCCGCCCUGCCAGGCUAUGGAACCCCACGGUCCCCAAAACCAGAGAGGCCCUCUCACUGGGGGCCAAGGUGGCAGCCAAGCUACCUCUCACAUGGCAUCUACCCCAGCCAGAGGGGACAGAAAUCCACACCUGCAUACCCAGUCAGCACCAGCAAACCCUCUGGCAACCAGCAGCAGCAGCAGCAACAACAGCAGUGUGCCUUAUAGUCACUUCCAGCCUCACCCGGGGCUGGGGCACCAGGGUCCCACUCGCCGCCCUCCCCCACCUCCUGCUGCCAGCAGCAGUACCUCAGUACCUCAGCAACAGCAAAGCGGGCCCCACGAGGCCUGGAGAUACCAGAGUAAACCCAGCAGUCACUCCUUGGAGUCAGGCAUCUACAGGCCUCCAGGACUGCUACCUCAGCAUCAUCAUCAUGUCAACCAUCCUCUGCCCUCAACCAACUCCACCCGAGCACCUGUCAUUACCCCUAAUGUCCCCAUAUCCCAGGCAUCCUGCUCAGUUGGCCGCUAUAGGAACAGCGGCUCUAGUGGCGUAGAGACCACAUCCCCCCCUGCUGGGGGCUCUGUGAGCAAUGGCAGCAUUAAGGACAACAGGCAACGAGGACACGAGCCAGUAAAUCAGACCUCAACCAGCACAGUUACUAGACCCACUGCACAGAUGGAUGCGCUGCUGCAGCGAGAUAAUCACAGAGGCCCAAGUCUCAUGACAAAACAGCCCAACCCCAAGAGGUCACCCCAACCACAAGAACAGGAACCCACCAAAUCCCAUUGCACAAAUGAGAGGAGCUCAUACUACACCCAGUCUAAAGUAGAGCAACAUUCUCCCUUUUCCGCAUCUUCUUUGUUUUCCUCAGGGCUCCAGGGAGCAGCGGACAGAGUAAUGACAAGCAGACUUUCAAACCCACCCCCGAACCCUGCUCCUCCCUGCUCUGUCAGCUCAUCCAAUGCAAGCCUCUCCUCCAGUCGGAACCAUCAGCGGGACUCUGCCUCCACACAGAUGUUCUCUCAGUCCCAUCUCUGUCCACCAGGUCCAUCCUCUGUAACCCAGUCCAUUGAAGAGGCUCUAGACAAGCUUGAUGCCGAGUUAGAGGGACACAUGCAAGCAGAGGAAAGGAGAAAGAGAGAUAAAGAGGAGCUAGAGAGAAAAAUCAGAGAAGAGGAGAGACUGAAGCGAGAGCUGGACAUGAGACAAAAGCAAGAGGAGGAGAGGAAAAGGAAGGAGCUUGAGGUAGAGAGAGAGAGGAAAAAGAGAGAACUCGAAAGACAGGAGGAGGAGAAGAGAAGAAGAGAGCGGGAGAGAAAGGAGCAGGAAAGGAAACGGAGGGAAGCCCAAAGGCUGGAGGAAGAAAGGAAAAAGAGAGAGUGGGAGAAAAAGGAGCAGGAGAGAAAGAAGAGAGAGUCAGAGAAAAAGGAGGAGGAAAAAAAGAAGAGAGAAGCAGAGAGGAUGGAGAGAAACAAAAAAGAACUGGAGAGGCAGGAGGAGGAAAAGAGAAAGCAGAGAGAGCUGGAGAGGAAACGCCGGGACGAGGAGAAAAAGAGCAUGGAGCCUGAGAAGAAGGAGGACGUGUGUGAUGCAAAAGGCAGAGAACAGGCAGCGAUCGAAAGCCUGAAGAGACUGCUCUCCGGUGACGUUUCCUCAACGCCGCCACCUCCUCGCCUCUCCUCUGCUUCUGCACCUUCUUCGGCUCCUCCGCCCCCGGGUUCCCAGGCCUCGCCCCCCUACCCGUGGCUAAGCCGCGGGGGCGUGCUCCCCUCUCCACAGGGCCUCACCACCGCCGCCACCGCCCCUGCGGAGAGGCUGCGGCCGCCUCCUCUCACGCCUCAGACGGACUACGCCAGGGAAAAGCAGCGGCAGCGGGAGAUGUGGAGCAGCCACGGCGGAAUGACAUUCAGCCCAGCAACACACAAUACCUCAGGAACGCACCAGCAUGUGUACCCCCACAAACCCCCAGCGAUGCAAGCUGCACCUAAUCAACCCAAAGACUCGGCCAAGGAGAGAGAGAGCGGCCAACACUCUGUCCCCACCCUGGCGCUCAGAGAGCCCCCCAGACUGUAUCAGGCCUUCCCCAGAGAACCCCCCCCACCGCCGCCUUUAUCCUCAGCCGGUCGACUCUUCAGCAAGCAGGUGUCUAAGGGCAGCCUGGAAAACGCCAGCAGCAGCUGCAGCACGGACUCCGACAGUGCACAGUUCGAGGAGGAGUCGUCGGAGUUGUCCACGCUGCUCCCCGACGGCCUGGCCAACAUCAUGGCCAUGCUGGACGAGUCCAUCAAGAAGGAAGAGGAGAUGUACAACAGCGAGAAAACCGGCCCCACAGGUCUCCUGGAGAGCUUUUCUCCCAGCGUCCCACCCGUCAAGAACUACCUGUGCGCCCCGGACCUUAUUCCAGCAACAAAGCAUCAGCCCAACCAGGAGGAGUUCGCAUCCAACCCCCAUUCCAGCCCCCCGGUGCUCAGUCGCCAAGGCUCCCUGGCGUCCCCCUGCAGCCGGACGUCGUCUCUCAAUGAGGAGGACGAGGACUACUUGAAACCGUUCCCGAACGUCCCCAAACAGUCGGUGGACAUGAAAAUGGGAGUAGCCAACACCAACUACCGCCACAGUGACCUGGCUAAACUCUAUGGGCUCCCCGAGCAGACGAAAAGCGAGGCUGACGAGGACGACGAGGACGAAGAUUCGGAGACGCCGUCCUGUUCCCCUCCACCCCAGAGACCCCACCUCCACCAGACGGGGGUUAAUAGUAUGUUCAAAUCGCUGGCCACGGUUCUAGAGAGCCAGAAGUAUGCGUACAGAGGUGGGCCCUUUGGGAGGCCUCCUCCAUCCGCACUGGUUGGGGUCAAAUAUUCCUCUUCACUGUCACUGGGCCCGGACAUUUGCCGCCAACAGCAAGGUGGUUCCCCGACAUCAGAUUCGACAAACCCACCAUUCAGUCCAGCCACUGCCCCUUCGAAGUCCUCCUCUCUGCUGGAGGAUGGAAAAUUAAAAAUAGAGGAUGAAGAUGACUGGAGGGAUGAGGAGGAGACGACAGAGGACCUGAUCAGUUCCAUCAAGAAGGAGAGGAGUCCUACUGUGAAGCCCAUCCGGGUGGUCAAGGAGGAGCAAAGGCUCCUGACCAUCUCGGAGUCUUCUCUGGCCGAGCUGGGCAAGAGCUGCGAGGUCAUCCUCAGUCGACAGUCGCUUUCUAGCAAGAGCUCCCAUGAUAAACCACACAGUCACGGCAAAGUGGGCGACAGACACAAGCCCGAAAAAGUGAAGGAGCGCAAAGAUAAAGACAGACACAAGGACAGGGAGAGGGAGAAAGAGAAGAAGAGGAAGCACAGCCACAGCAAGAAGCACGAAGAAAGGAGGGAGAAGAAACACCGAGACAAGAGGGACGACCUGGCCUUUUCCUCCUCGUCCUCGUCUUCUACCCAUUCCAGCUCCGGCCACAAGCGGCACAAGGACGGCAAGGUCCACAAAAAGGACCGCAGGAUUCUGGGCGACCUCAACCUCCAGAGCAAAGACCGGCCUGAGAAGAAUGCGAACGAAUGCGACGCGGAUAAAAGGAAACGGAAGGAGGCCUCCGGCGCUGGGUCCUCGGGCGAAGGCGAGCACGCGGAGUGGAGCUCGAGGAGUUCGGGGGAUCGAUCUGAGCACAACAACGGGCCCGAGUCCGGUUCUUCGCUGGGGUCCACAGACUUCAUGAAACUGAAGGCACUGUCGGACGGGCCGCCCAAGGAGCUGAAGAUUCGCCUGAUCAAAGUGGAGAGUGGGGACAGAGAGACAUUCAUCGCGUCUGAGGUGGAGGAGAAGAGAAUCCCACUGGAAGAGAUCAGCAUAAAGAACACUGCCAGUGAAAUCAUCAGAGCCUGCAAGGCAGCCAGAGUCAAAGGGAAGUUCAAGGAGUCCUUCCUGCUCCCGGCCUUCUCUGUGAAGCCGAUCAUGAAGUCGGAGGAACCCAUUCCUAGAGAGAAGCUCAACCCACCUACACCCAGCAUCUAUCUGGAGAGUAAGAGAGACGCCUUCUCCCCCGUGCUGCUGCAGUUCUGCACAGACCCCAAGAAUCCUGUAACUGUGAUCAGAGGCCUGGCUGGAUCUUUACGCCUCAACCUUGGACUGUUUUCUACGAAAUCACUGGUGGAAGCUAACGCAGAUCAGGCGGUGGAGGUGAGGACUCAGGUGCAGCAGCCUGCUGACGAGAACUGGGAUCCCAGUGGGAAAGGUCAGACAUGGCCCUGUGAGAGCAGCCGCUCCCACACCACCAUAGCGAAGUACGCCCAGUACCAGGCCUCCAGCUUCCAGGAGAGUCUGCAGGAGGAGAAAGGCAGCGACGAGGAAGACGAUGAGGACGAAGAGAAAAAGCCACUAAACAUUUCUGAUCCUUCCAGCAGAGACAUCACUAAAGACGGCAACAGUGGGGAGCAGAAACCAGUGGGGAAGAUCAUCAAGUUUGGCACUAACAUUGACCUCUCGGAUCCCAAGAGGUGGAAGCCUCAGCUGCAGGAGCUGCAGAAGCUGCCGGCGUUCAUGCGUGUGGCGUCCAGCGGGAACAUGCUGAGCCACGUCGGACACACCAUCCUAGGCAUGAACUCCGUCCAGCUCUACAUGAAGGUUCCAGGGAGCCGGACUCCUGGGCACCAGGAGAACAAUAACUUCUGCUCGGUAAACAUCAACAUUGGUCCUGGAGACUGCGAAUGGUUCUCCGUCCAUGAGGACUACUGGCAGGCCAUCAAUGACUUCUGUGAAAAGCAUGGGGUGGACUAUCUGACGGGGUCCUGGUGGCCGGUGCUGGAGGACCUCUACAACGCCAACAUCCCCGUGUAUCGCUUCAUCCAGCGGCCUGGAGACUUGGUGUGGAUCAAUGCCGGAACCGUUCACUGGGUUCAGGCCGUGGGCUGGUGCAACAACAUUGCCUGGAACGUGGGACCCCUCAAUGGUUACCAGUACCAGCUGGCCCUGGAGCGCUUCGAGUACAAUGAAGUGAAGAAGGUCAAGUCCAUCGUCCCCAUGAUUCACGUGUCCUGGAACGUGGCCCGAACUGUUAAAGUCACCGACCCAGACACUUACAGGAUGAUGAAACACUGCCUGCUGCAGUCCAUGAAGCACAUCCAGAUCCUGCGAGACCAGCUGGUGUCUGAAGGCAAGAAGAUCUCCUAUCAGAGUCGGGUCAAGGACGAACCUGCCUACUACUGCAACGAGUGCGACGUGGAGGUGUUCAACCUGCUGUUCGUAACGAGCGAGAACAACAGCAGGAAGACAUACGUGGUUCACUGUGAGGACUGCGCUCGCCAGCGGAGCCCCAACCUGAACAACGUGGUGGUGCUGGAGCAGUACCGCAUGGAGGAGCUCAUGACGGCCUACGACUCCUUCAGCCUGGUGAGCGCGGCCCUGGCGCCGUAGCGGCGCCGUCCAGCUCGCGGCCGAGCCCCCCCCCCCGUCGGCACCUCCAGCCCACAACUAAUGCCCCUGUGUUUGUCUCAGCAGGCGCCCCCCUCCUUGCGGUGACGGAGGUCCCCCCUCCUCCAUCCUCUCAGCCAUAACCAAAACGCCUGCCAGGCAGGACAAACAGCAGUUUCACUUUGGGUUUCAGCUUCACGUUUCGUUAUUUAAAAAGACUUUUGCUACAACUACUGCUAAUACUUGCCGAUUAGCCAGUUGAAUAAGUUUACUCAUUACUGUUUACAGAGAAAAACAAAAACAAACAAAAUGUAAAAAAAAAAAAAAAACAAGCUGCCAAUAAACUUUCAAAUGGUGCUUUCAAAUAGAAACCCUGGCAACGUGAUGUUGAGAACCAGGGCACAGGUGGUGCUGCCGCUGAACAAACGGUGCAGAGGAGGUCGUGGCUUCAGUGGCGCCUUUCUGUCGGUCCCAGAACAAACGUUCUGUUGUCUUGAAUACUGAAAUUUGUACAUGCUGUUUGAAAUUUUUGUGGGGUGCUGUCUUUUUUUAAGAUAACUUAUUGUUUUGUUUUGUUUUCUAAACUAGAUCAUCCUAGAUAUAUACCACAUUGGCCUUGUAUUUAGAAAAGAGAGAAAAUGAAAAAUACUAAUAACAGAGAUAUGAACAUUUUUCUAAAGCAUUAAGAAUUUAAAAAAUACAAUUGUUUGGAAUGCUUCAAAACAUACGGGUUUACCAACUUUGGUUGUUUUGGGGGGAUUUCAUUAGACUUUCAGCUUCUUGUAUUUGUUGUAAAUCUUGUGUUUUUAUGAAUUUUACUUUUGUUUUCUCCUUCACUCGUCACAGUUUCUAUUAAUUUGGUCCAUCUCUAUAUGACCUCUUGAAAGAUCAAUGUCACAUGGUGUUUGUGUUGUACCUGUUUCGUUCGAAUAUGCAGAUUUAGUACUUUCUGGAUUUUUUUCGUCUUUUUUUGCAUUGUACAUUAAUUUAAAAUGUUUGCUCUAUUUAUUGGAUAUCAACGUUCUCCCCUUUUUUUAAUAGGGUUGUACAAUUUUGCGAUAUUUUUUUUUCUUCAUUUUUUAUGGUGACUGAUUGCUCUGUAAGAAAUGAAAGAUGGGGUUUGUGUGUCGGCAGGAUUGGAGGCUGCUGUUUCUCUGGUGCUUGCCUCGCGACUCUUGCCUUUCUCUCCUGAUAUAUAUGAAAUGAUAUCUUUAUCUUGAAUAUAACGCCACCUUUCCUGUAGAUGAUAGACACACUGCUCAUUUAGAGAUGACUAAUGGAAUGCUGUGUUUGUAUGCUUAUUAAGGAAAAACAUUUUUCCAAAGGGUUUUGAGAAUUUUUUUUAUGAUGUAGGGACUUUUAGACGAGAUUUUAUGAUAUUAUCUGUUGAAUAUGAUAAUGGGAUAGAUGGUGCUAAAUGUUCUCUUUGAACAACCUUUUUUCUGUUUGUGUUCUUAAAAUGAGAAUUAUAUUUUUCCUGUUGCAAUAUUACCUUACCCCUUUUUCUUCUCUUUGUGGUCAUUUAUUUAUAACUGCACUGUUUAGAGAAUCCACACAGGCAUACUUGCAAACACACAGACACACCAAACUGAGCCAGCCUUGUCUUAAACACUUGUGAAUUUGUGUGACAUUACUAUUAAUAAACGCUUUUUGAUAAAUCCA
This is a messenger RNA of Betta splendens (Siamese fighting fish), 9620 nucleotides long. It is a transcript of the gene kdm6ba, whose product is annotated as lysine (K)-specific demethylase 6B, a. Bases 1479 to 7961 code for a protein of 2160 amino acids. The record is from RefSeq and is a predicted model, not a curated record. Gene Ontology annotation, biological process: regulation of gene expression; heart development. Gene Ontology annotation, molecular function: histone H3K27me2/H3K27me3 demethylase activity; RNA polymerase II cis-regulatory region sequence-specific DNA binding; chromatin DNA binding. Gene Ontology annotation, cellular component: MLL3/4 complex. The transcript is spliced from 28 exons. NCBI's taxonomy places the organism in Eukaryota, Metazoa, Chordata, Actinopteri, Anabantiformes, Osphronemidae.